Messenger RNA from Linum tenue, 783 nucleotides. Lineage: Eukaryota; Viridiplantae; Streptophyta; Magnoliopsida; Malpighiales; Linaceae. The record is from the annotation of a GenBank genome assembly.
AUGCAAGCAAAUCUGAAGCUGAAGGCAACCUUGCCUCGAAAAUCCAAGGACGCCGGUGGCAAUGCCAAGGACGAAGAGAAGGAAGUCGAACUGAACUUGGACCUUUCAUGGCUAGCCAAUCUCAUCAACAUCGUCGGGCCAGUUGUCGUAGCACCUAAGAGGAAGCUUCUGGUGCUGGGGCUUGCCGGGUUGCUCUGCGAACCGGUCAUGAAACGUGGAAACUCGUUUCGAACCUUCAAAGGUUGGAUGCUGAAAGGACAGAAUCCUGCCAAAACUGUUUACGCCACUUGGCCUAACGACGCUGGCCACCAGAACUUUGUAGUUUACAAAAGGCCUCACUGCCAGGAGUUCUUGAAGUUCUGCCUUGAAAGGUUCGACGUGGCAAUCUGGUCAACUGCUGAGAAAUGGUACACAGACAAUGCUCUGGACUGUGUGAUGAGCGGUUUGAAGAUGAGUGACUUCUUGUUCAUUUGGAAUAGAGAAGAGUGCAAGAACUCGGGAUUCAAGAUGCUGAACAAUAACAACCAAUCCAUAUUCCUGAAAGAGCUUAACAAGCCAAACACGGCAGUGUUUCCUCCAGUGUACAAGUUUGAGAACGUGAAAGACAAUGUGCUAGCUGCAGGAGGCGAACUGUCUAUGUUCCUGCAGGGGCUGGCGAGAGCUGAUGACGUUCCUUCGUACGUGAAUGCCAAUCGAUUUGGGCAGCCAGCUAUAACACAUUCUCAUCCUAACUGGGCUCACUACAGAAAGAUCAUCCUUGCUCACGGCAGCAAAAAGAACUAA